GCAGUUUGUUUAUUUACUUCCCUGCAAAAAAGCAUCAUUCAAACUAGUUUCCCAAAUAUUUUCACCGCUUUCUGAACCAAAACUGCCUCAAAAUUGCGAAAAUGAACCUGGAACCCAUCAACGGCGCCCUGUCCCACCUGCGGGUGCUCCGCUCCAGCGUCGGCCAGGUGUUCGAGACGCUGGGAAAUGGCGUUCGGGCUGAACACGGCGAGGAGGGCAAGGAGCAGAAGUUUCUCCACGAGCUGCAGGAACUGCUGAAUGCGGUCAACUCUAAUUUGAGAGAGUUCGAAACGUGCAUCAGCGAUUUGACGCCGCCGCAGGCACCGCUGAAUCUGGCCAACACGGCGUACCUCUCGCUGGAGACCAACCUGGAGCGGCAGGCCCUUUAUCCGCACCUGGUCCAAAGCUACAAGUGGCACGACAAGCUGCACGAGUACAGCACUUUUGCGUCGACGUUGUUGCAGCAGAAUGCACUUAAAAGAUCUUAUUAUACGAAUACUAAGCGACGGAGAUCGCUUCCGUCGAGCCAUUUGGCCACUCCUCAAACCGUGGACAACCUCAUCGGCAGUAUUCAUUACAACAACAUGAACUUGAAGAUUGUUCGUCCCUUCAUGACUAAUGCAAUUCUUCACGUUACAAUCGCUCGGGUUCUCCGGGCGGCAGUCAUUCUGAAGGGCCUGCUAAUCGAGUGGGUCACCGUGAAGGGGUACGACGAGUCGCUGCUGGACGGGGUGGACGAGCACUGGACGGAAUCGCGGCACCAGGUGUUCCGGAAGGUGCAAGACCACGCCCACUCGGCGAUGUUGCACUUCUUUUCGCCGACGCUGCCCGAGCUGGCGAUCAGAAGCUUUGUGACCUGGUUCCGCAGCUACGUGACGCUGUUCGUGGAUCCGUGCAAAAAGUGCGGCAAACAUCUUCACAACACACUUCCCCCGACGUGGCGCGACCUCCGCACCCUCGAACCCUUCCACGAGGAGUGCAAACAGUGACGAAGAAACAACCUUGGCGCGGGCUAUCGGUAAGAUGAUAAGCACACUAAUCCCUUUUUAUUUCUCUUAAUAAUGAUUAUGAAACUUAACCUAAGGAAUACAAUUUGAAGAAAGAGAGAGACGA
Culex pipiens pallens (northern house mosquito) is the source of this 1113-nucleotide messenger RNA. It is a transcript of the gene MED27, whose product is annotated as mediator of RNA polymerase II transcription subunit 27. Gene Ontology annotation, cellular component: mediator complex. Lineage: Eukaryota; Metazoa; Arthropoda; Insecta; Diptera; Culicidae. The coding region runs from base 102 to 989 and encodes 295 amino acids. The record is from RefSeq and is a predicted model, not a curated record. The transcript is spliced from 5 exons. Gene Ontology annotation, molecular function: transcription coactivator activity. Gene Ontology annotation, biological process: regulation of transcription by RNA polymerase II.